Messenger RNA from Daphnia pulex (common water flea), 2909 nucleotides. RefSeq names its product protein let-418-like. The record is from RefSeq and is a predicted model, not a curated record. Lineage: Eukaryota; Metazoa; Arthropoda; Branchiopoda; Diplostraca; Daphniidae. The coding region runs from base 178 to 1839 and encodes 553 amino acids. Gene Ontology annotation, molecular function: protein binding; DNA binding. The transcript has 7 exons.
UCUACACAGUUAUUAAAAAAUUGAAUUGAUUUGAUUCGAGGAACCUAUUAGCAGAUCAUCUUCAGACCUAGGAGAGAAAAGAAUAAAUAAAUAUUCCGGAGUACGUGCUACGUGCUGAGGAGGACACCGGAGAAGUUGUGUAGUUUUCAAUCAGGAUUAGGACGGUUGAUUAGGAAGAUGACCACGUUAGAGAAGAAGUACGAAUACGUGAUACAGGCCAUAGAGCAUUUAAAGCACAGAAAAGCCAGGCCGGAUCUCGAAGGAAUCAAGAAUUACGCUUUCCGACGCCACGGCAUCGAUCCCGUAACGUGUUGCGCGGACGUCGAUGAGCUCAUCGAAAAUGAACAAAUCAUCAAAGUGGAAUUCAAGGGCCGCACCAGCUACCGCAAUGCAGCCAAAUAUUUUGGGCCGGACGCUGCGAAUACUUCCACCACAGUGGAGAGUUCUCCACAGCAGCAGCCCAGAGAUGCUAGUCCUGAACCAGUUACCUACAGCUCUGCUGUCACAGCAGCUAUUGCAGCUAUUCUUUGCGAUCAGCCAACUCCUCCAAGUCAAACUGGAGCUGUAAACAUACGAAGCAUUGCAAGUUACCUGCAGUCAAGAGAUCAUGGGAGAUAUUCCAGAAAGUAUAUUGACAAUCUCAUUGACCGGGAGAUAACAGCUUGCAACAUAGCUUCCAUCAGCAAGGAAACCUUUACCUUGCCACCAAGUGUCUUGAAAAAUCUUGAUCGUAGGUGGAAGCAUGAGCACAUGAAAAGCAAAAGGAAGUCGACUGGGGCAGCAGAAGACUUGAACAAAUCAAAGAAUCAAUUGAACAAGAGCAAAAAUGUUCCUAGCAAAGUGGAAAAGUCGCCACCACCGACGCCACCCCGACCAGAACGUGUCGGCCAACGAAUGAAAAGGGCCAAGAAAGUUUUCGACCCGUCAGACGUCGAGGUGAUCCCCAGAAAACGCGGUCGCCCCGUUGGGACGGGCAGAAAAAACCGUGAAUUGCGCAAUAGCUUUGCCACGACACCGGAGCGAUCCAAAAGUCCGUUUCUAUUAACCGGAUCUUCGCCCCCCAACAGCUACUCGCAUUCCGAGUUCAAAGCGUGUCUCCUCUGCAAAUACUACACCGUCAUACUACGAGGAGUCACCUCAAAAAUGCUCGUCUGCUCCGAAUGCAACCGAAACGUUCACGCCAAAUGCUUGGGAUUCGAUCAAGACGUCCUGCCCCGUGUCCCGGAGUCGGAAUGGAAAUGCCCCGAUUGCCGUCCCUGCAGCAUCUGUAAACUUGUUCAGGAACAGGACACGGUUCUGUUAUGCUGCGAGUGCGACACGACGUUCCACCGCUCGUGCCUGGCUUCACCACCGGCGUCUACGCCCGACGGAUGUUACUGGGCUUGCGACGACUGCCGAGCCAACGAGUCGGUGGAGAAGACUCCGGUCAAGGACAGCUCGUCGGAAGAAGGCAAAGUUGAGAACAACAGCAGCAAGAUCUCGUCGUCAUCGUCGUUUCAGCCCUUGGCGCCCAUUAGUCUCGGUCCGUGGGUGUUUGGCACGCGCCAACUGGAACUCAAGGGCCCUCCGUUCGAGUGGAAUUGCGUCCCCAAUCCCGACCCGAGUAUUCCCGACGCUUCGCUCUGGACUUCGGAAGACGUUCAAAGUUACUUCAGCCGGCUGGGAUUCGAAGAGCAGGCCGCUCUGUUGCGCCACAAUGAAAUCGACGGUCCGUCCCUGUUGCUGAUGAAGAGAAACGACGUCGUCGGCAACAUGGGAUUGAAGCUGGGCCCGGCCGUCAAGAUCUACAACCACAUUCGCCGUCUGCAGACACGUCGCGACGAUCUGAUUUACGCUUAAGCCAAUUGUAGAAGAAAAACCGUCGCUAAGUUUGCAACAUUUCCCUUCCACCUUUCUCCUCUCCUCACCAACAUUUUUGAAACUUGGAACAAGAAAGCCGGAAGAAGAAGAAGACACAAAUCAUUAAAUCCCCCAAAAUGCAAUGAAAUCUCGACGCCGAACAAGUUCAAAACAAGGAGACGUGGCAUAAUCAUCUUUUCGUUAUUCCUUUCUUGUUGUAAUAAUCGUCACACAUUUACAAUAAAGGGAAAAACGAAAUAAGCUGCCCACAAUAGUUCAGUUUCAGUUCGAAUUCCAGCGAAGCGGCUACAUACGCGCAUGAUGAGAAACACUUACACACAGACAUACGCACAUCACACUCGCGCGCGCGCGGCAAUCGCACACACACACACAAACAAAAACCAACAUUUUCUCGAAAAAAUCAGAAAUAUUCGUCUCCUCCCAAAAGAAAACCGAAAAGGCGAAAACCAACGACACGAAAACGCGCAACUCAAAAUGAAACGGGGCAGGGAACACGGAAAUAAUAAUGAAGCGGUUGGGAUGAUUGGCCACGACGAUGAAGAGAAUAAUAAUACAAUCAUUAAUGAGUGGGGGAUCGAACGCGCUGACAGUAUGAGGCUGAGAGACAUGAGCCAACGGAAAUCGGUUGUGAUCGUACAGAAACACAAAUGAAACUCACCGACGGUUUUAAAAAAAAAGAAAACUUAAGUACAAAGUGGAAAUCGCCCCGAGGAAGGCCUUUCCGGUUUGCGUGUUUCUGUUUUCCUAAAAAAAAAAAACAAUUGUCGCACAAAACAACGAAAUAAAUAAAUUACAAAGUUAAAAAAAGUAAGAAUAAAAUAAAAUCCCAAAAUAACAGCGCGCCAUUUUUUUGUGUUUUAGUUAUUUGUCUUCUCGUGACGGGAAUGAUAUGGCAGAAUGCAGAAUGUUGGUCAACCAAUGAGCUGCCUUCGAUAAAUGACGUGGGGCUCCGUAAAAAAAGCGCACAACUUCCGAAAUUCGGUACGGUAUGGUAAUAAAAAGCGGAACACUGAAAAUAAUCGGUAUUUGCGGGAAUUUUUGUCUUUUUU